Molecule: messenger RNA, 2089 nt
Organism: Spodoptera exigua (beet armyworm)
Lineage: Eukaryota; Metazoa; Arthropoda; Insecta; Lepidoptera; Noctuidae
Source: the annotation of a GenBank genome assembly
AUGAGGUCGCUACUCACUUGCCUCGUCACUGUCUGCGUGGCAGCGGCGUGUGUCCGCGGGGACCGGUACCACCCCGCGGACCCUGGCAGCCGAGCUGCUGCCACCGUUGUGAAUCGUGCCGAGACCUCUGCCAACUAUUGGGCCCAAGAAGCGCAGGCAGCUAUCAAAGCCCGGCUGGAGCACAAAGAGAGCGUCAAGAAAGCACGCAACGUGGUCAUGUUCCUGGGCGACGGCAUGUCCGUGCCCACACUCGCGGCCGCGAGGACACUGCUCGGCCAGCGGCGUGGAGAAACCGGCGAGGAAGCCAAAAUGAAUUUCGAAAAAUUUCCCACUGUUGGUUUGGCUAAGACAUACUGCGUGAACGCGCAAGUGCCCGACUCCGCGUGUACUGCCACUGCUUACUUGUGUGGGGUUAAGACGAACAGCGGCGUCAUCGGAUUGAAUGCGGAGGUGGUGCGCGGUGACUGCGAGGCGUCUACUGAUGCCAGCCGACACGUCAAGUCCAUCGCCGAGUGGGCGCUGGAUGACGGCCGGGACGUCGGAAUAGUGACUACGACUCGCGUCACCCACGCCUCGCCAGCCGGUGUAUUUGCCAAAGUCGCGAAUCGCUCCUGGGAGUUCGACCACAGUGUGGUGCUGGCUGGCUUCGACCCCGAUCGCUGUCCCGACAUUGCGUAUCAGCUGGUGCACAAACACCCAGGCAACAAGUUCAAGGUAAUUCUUGGCGGAGGACGUCGUAAUUUUGUACCAGAUAAUGUACUCGACGACGAGGAGAGGUAUGGCAGACGGACAGACAAUCGCCAUUUGAUCAAUGAAUGGAAUAAGGAUAAGGAAGAUCGGGGAGUCAGCCACAAAUAUGUUUGGAAUCGCGAGCAGCUAAUGAGUCUCAAAGAAGAUCUACCUGAGUACAUUUUAGGUUUAUUUCAUAGAACUCACAUGCGAUAUCAUAUGCAAUCCAACCCUACCAGAGACCCUACUCUGGCCGAAAUGACUGAGAUAGCAAUCCGAUCUCUAAGCAGAAAUGAGAAAGGAUUCUUUCUAUUCGUGGAAGGCGGCCGCAUCGACCACGGGCACCACGACAACUUCGCAGAGCUAGCGCUGGAUGAGACGCUGGAGAUGGACAAGGCCGUGGCGCGCGCCGCCGAGCUGCUCUCAGAGGACGACUCGCUCAUUGUGGUCACAGCGGACCACGCACACGUCAUGGCUUUCAAUGGGUACUCGAGACGGGGACAUGACAUCCUCGGUCCUUCCAGAGACUUGGACGAAGACGGAGUGCCUUACAUGACGCUGUCUUACACUAACGGUCCCGGCUUCCGGGCGCAUGUGGACGGCAAACGCCCUAAUGUCACCGCCGAGUCAAAUUACAGAGAUUUAGAGUGGCAGGCCCACGUAGACGUACCACUGGACUCGGAGACGCACGGUGGGGACGACGUGGCGGUGUUUGCGCGCGGGCCGCACCACUCCAUGUUCACGGGGCUGUACGAGCAGAGCCAGCUGCCGCACCUCAUGGCGUACGCCGCCUGCAUCGGCCCCGGCAGACACGCCUGCAGCGGCGCCACGCACGUGCUGGGCCAGCCUGUCCUGCUCCUCGCUCUCUUUAUAUUGCUUACUUCACAAUCCCAAGAAAGAUAUAUUUAGUAAUAUAAAUCCCUUUACAGACUUUAAGGGUUAUUAUAUAAACAAGAACGAAAGUAAGGUGAUUUUGGAUGUUAUUGAUUCUGGCAAUCCAAAUUAUUUCAAGUUACUAUGUUCCGACAGCCUUGUAUCAGAACAAUGUUAUUAUGAAAGAACUACUUUAGAAAGUUCUUCAGGGAUUUGAGAAUUACCUAACACCUAUACGAAGCAGAAGCAUGCCACUAGUUUGAAUAUAUUUACAUAUUAUAUAUGCAUGGCAUAGAUAGAUCUGUACUAUUUGAUUGUAUUCGUCCGUUGUAUUGUCUAAAUAGGUUAUGGUAAUUGUGUUAUUAGGACUCUUUCUAAAUGUGAUAAUUUUAUUUACAUUUUUAUUGGAAUGCUUCUAUUUACCUUAAUGCGGGUGCAGAUUAUCGUAUUUUUGACUUAGGUAUAAGUUCAAAUAAAUAUAUUUUUU